GUUAGAUAGGAACAAGCAUAUUUGGCUAAAUGAAUCCCACAUCAAUAAAGUUACACUCAAGAUGGUUUUGGCUCGGUGUGUGUAAGGUGAGAGGAGGGGUGUCAGAGUUCUAGAUACUCAUUCAAGUUACUGAAACCGGGUUUUAAAAUCAAUUGAAACUGUACAGGGAACAGCAGACCUUUCUGUUGAGAAUGGACAAUAACUAUAACAAAUGUGCAAAAUCCCCAUGAAGUAAGGGCUGAAAUAGCCAGAUGUACAAUAUAACUGACCUUAAAAAACAUGCACCCAUUAUAACCGACUGUGCUUAAAUGCUGAUCUCAUCCCUCCCUGUCCCCAAAGUAGCUGCAGCCAUGUAGUGGUGAUGUGUUCCCUGAUUCUGUAUACUGCAUUUUAAUGCAGUUCCUUGUAUCCAAUUAUGCGUUGAUAUGUUUUGGACAAUUUCCCCUCAGAGGUAGGGAAGGAAAACAAGACCCCAACCCCGACUACUUUGUGUAGAGCAUAGGAGUUUAGGGAAGAUUCAUUUAAUCAGGCAAAGACAGAACUGACAUUUCAGGCAAUUGUAGCCAGCAUGGGGGGGCUGCAUGCACAUUUCUCUUAGGAAGUGGCAGUGGGAGGCUAGCAGGAUUGCGGCAGCUUGGUCUUGCUCCAAUGGUUUGUCCAGGGAGCGAUUCAUGUUUCCCCUAAGGCUGCCUCUCAUUAGCAUGAACCAGAAGGAAGGGCAUAAAAGACUCCAGUUCAUUUAGAGUCUGGAAAAGGUUUCCUUCAACAUGACAACCAAAGCAUUCUUGCUCCUCUGUUUUGUCAUGGGACCAUCGUCCAACUUGGUGGCAGGAUACCUGCCCUAUAUCGGAAAACCCAUUCGAGCACUCAGCAAGGAUGGGUACAGUGCAGCAGACUCGACACCAAGCCAAACUAAGUUCCCAUUUAGAAGCAGCAGUGGUGGUGAAGAGAAUCAAACAGAGCAUUGGUUGCUGUCUCCAGCUAACCUCCAGUGGCCAAAAGCUGCUGACAUCCUCUCAGUCUCACCAGACAAAAAGAAAAAGGCCAAGACCUCAGUGGAAAACAAUACAGGGCUGAGGAAAGAGCCUCACCAGGAUGGCAGGGUCCUGGCUUCCGAGAGCGACAUGGAGGGACCUCCUUCUGCUUCCUUUGACUUCAAUCAUGCAAACAGAAUGCAUGCAGAUAGGUUUCAGUUCGAGGCAGCGAACAGCAUCUCAGCACACUUCCACCAUAGAACAUUUUCCCAUUAUAAAGGCAGAUCCUUGACUUUAGCUGAGAUGCAUCCUUUCCAAGACACAGGGACAGUUGAGACAGAAGAUCCCAAUAUGGUGGAUCAUCUUAACCGACCUGGCAAGAUGAAUCCCUACAAACAGCAUGACCCUAUAAGAAACGUCAGCAAGCCCUCCUGGGUCACCAACCGCCAGUCAUCUAGCCUGCUGUAUCACUUCAACGUGCUGAAAAAAGUUCUAGAUGCUGACAACAAGGAGAAGGUGUGCCUGACUGAGUGCAGGAGGGAGAGGGAUGAAGCAGAGGCUUUCUGUGUGAGUGAAUUUGCAGUGAAUGGGAUUGUUCAUGAUGUGGAAACACUGGAGAAAGGAGUCCACCUUGUUACACUCUUGGUAAAUAACGACGGAUUAUACAAGAUGAGUCGCCUAUAUAUCACCCCUGAUGGCUUCUUCUUCCGAGUUCACAUUCUCAUUGUGGAUGCUUUAAACUGCAGUAAACCAUGUCCAGAUUUUAAACUUGGAAGUAGAUAUAUUGUGAUGGGUCAGAUCUACCACAAGAGACGGCAGCUACCUGCACCUCUGCUGCAGUUGCUGAGAGGGCGUCUGCGGCCAGGAGAUGGGCUGCUAAGGAGCAGCAGCAACUAUGUAAAAAGAUUUAACAAGAAAAGAGAUCGUAAAGUUCAAGGGGCAGCUCACACCAAGUGUAGAUGAGGCUACAGUCCUAACUGCUUUACUAGGGCGUAAGCAGCACUGGCAGUCAGCUAGCAGAACAAAACUGGUCUCUACUUUAACUGAGUCUGACCUUCCUUCCAUAGUAAGAAUCCUUUUAGAAUGACUACAGCUCAGCUCUUGCUUAAUUCUGUCUCCAGUACUGAUGAACACCUGAUGUCUUAUAUAGUUUAUAAAAUAAUGUUUCUUUCAAAGGUUCUGAUUAUAUACAGAUACUAAUAUAGUGUGCCAAAAAAAAAAAAAGCCUAGAAAUCAAACCUGUUCACUAACUGUAGAGAACACAAGCUGGUUAGUGGAUUUCUCUUUAAAUAUGGUUCCAAAGUAAUAGAUUAUCCUUUUUGUAAUAAUCAAAAUAUUAGGAUUUAAAUUGUGUAUGUUUACAGCUAAAUUCUUUUGUCAGCACCUCUUAUGUUUAUCAGGAGUAACUGGAGUCACUCUGGCUUUACACCAGUUUAACUGAAAACAGCUGUCUCAGAUUAAUAUUCAAAACAGUGUAUUUCAUAGUAUUAAAGUUCUCAGUGCACUGAGGUUU
Molecule: messenger RNA, 2487 nt
Organism: Chelonoidis abingdonii (Abingdon island giant tortoise)
Lineage: Eukaryota; Metazoa; Chordata; Testudines; Testudinidae
Gene: C13H17orf58
Product: chromosome 13 C17orf58 homolog
Molecular function (GO): protein binding
Source: RefSeq, a predicted model, not a curated record